CCAGGCCAUAUCUUAACACACGACGGGGUGUUCGCUGACCCCGGCAGCGGGCAGCUCGUCCUGGGGGUACACGCACCCCGCUUCUUCCGCUGCUCUCCCCCGCGAGGGCUCCGAAGCCCCGCGGGGGCGGGCGCGACCCGCCCCGGGGGCGGAUAAAGGGGCGGUGGCACAGCUCAGGCUGUGCUGAGCCGAGCCCAGCUGAGCCGAGCCGAGCGUGGGGCCGCCAUGGGAGCCGGACCGCUGGCGGGGGUGCUGGUGGUUAUACUGCUGAUGAUGCCUGGAACUGGAGCAGAGGACUGUGGAGUGGGAGAAUACUUACAUGAAGGUCGCUGCUGUGUAGCUUGUCCAGCAGGUACUUAUGUUGCUCAGCACUGCAGUGCCUCACAUUUGAGAGGAAGAUGUGUCCCUUGCACGGAAGGAGAGGGUUAUACUGCCCAUGAGAACGGCUUGGAAGAAUGCCUGUUGUGCAGACAGUGCAAAGAGGAUCAGAUAACUUUGAGACCCUGUACUCUGACGCACGAUACUGAAUGCCAAUGCAAACAAGGGUAUUUCUGCCCUGCUGAGGGCUGUGAAAUAUGUCAGAGAUGCAGUAAAAUGUGUCCGGAAGGGAAAGAAAUUGUGCGGAACUGCAAUGCUACUAUGGACCUAGGAUGUGGCUUACCUGAUCAAGGAAGUACAGCCUUUGUUUGGAUUAUUGUGAUUGUGGUGGUAGUGGUUGCUGUUUUGUUGAUGUUCUUAGGAAUUAGAAAGCUGAAGAGGGAUAAAGCUGCUUCAACUGAUAAAGAUAUGGAGAAAGGUCUGGAGUCUGAGGGCAGUACUGAAAGCCUGAUUUUACCAGAAGUGGAGGCACAUGCAAAUAACACAACCAGCCCAGAGGGUGAGAACUCUGGUGAGAGCCUGGAGGGGCAAGAGGAAACCAAUGUUAAACUGGAAGUAAAAACCAGGUCGCCAGAGGAAAAGAGUGUUGCGCUUUCUGAGCGGGGCACUAUCCUGUCCGGGGGCUGGAGGCAACACAUGAAAAGGUGCUGGAGGAGGAUUGCUGAGUCUUCACUACCAGCAAAAACUGGGCAGAAUCCUGCUUUUCAUCAGAAUGCAGCAAGUGGCAGGAUACCAGAAAAUUGUAUGGUACGAGAAGCAAAGUAUCGAAUAGUUGUUAAAGAUCUCUCUCAAAAAGAACUGAGAGAUAGCUUUUGGGCAUUCAUAAAUGAAGUACCACCAAAAAAAUGGAAGAGGUUUAUGAGAACUCAUCUUAAUGAAAAUGAUAUUUUAAAAAUUAUUUAUGACUUCCCUAAUGAUAUAGAAGAGCAAUCUUAUCAGAUGCUUCUCACCUGGAAAAACACACUGGGAGAGAAACAAUCUAUUAUUAAGUUACUGGAUGAGUUAAGGCAUCUAGAUAUCAAGGCUUAUGAUAAUGUAUUGAACACUUUAAAAAGUAAUAACAUUAUAAGUAAAUUAGAAGGUACAGAUUAAUGUUUACAAUGAAUUUAAAAAAUGUUCUGUGUACAUAUAUAUGUCUACAAACUUCCUGUAAAUGAGGAUGUUGACAAACUGCUAGUAAAAGUGAUGGCACGGACUUGAUAUCCUGCUCACCUUCACACGGGGAGCUGGAAGUGAUUUAAUGCUGUCGGCGUUAACAUGGACUCCGGUUGCAAUGUUCACUAAGGUCUUUUGAGUUGUAUGAUAUUAAACUCAGGCGCCGGAUGCCAGCUUCAGAGCAAGGUGCUCCAGCUCCCGCUUCCCUUUGCGUGAGGCAGGACCGUGCUGUUUGAGCCCCAGGCAGUGAGAAUGAAGAGGCUGCUGCUGUUUUUGAGAGGAUUGCAAUGCUUCGGUUUCUGAAACGACUGCAUUUUGUUUUGUAUCUUUUUGCUCAUAACUUAUGUUUGAUGCACAGUAAUAAAAGACGGUUGAGCUAAAA
Phalacrocorax carbo (great cormorant) is the source of this 1915-nucleotide messenger RNA. NCBI's taxonomy places the organism in Eukaryota, Metazoa, Chordata, Aves, Suliformes, Phalacrocoracidae. The record is from RefSeq and is a predicted model, not a curated record.